AUGUCCCACCCACCAACUAUUAUUCGAAAAACUCACCCCCUUCUAUCACUCGGCAAUAAUAUACUAGUAGAUCUUCCUUCUCCUGCUAAUAUCUCAGCCUGAUGAAAUUUUGGCUCACUCUUAAGCUUAUGUUUAAUCUUACAAAUUGUUACAGGAUUAAUUCUUGCUAUACAUUAUACUGCUAACACUGAACUAGCUUUCUCUUCAGUUAUACAUAUUUGUCGUGAUGUUAAUAACGGAUGACUUAUACGAAAUCUUCACGCCAACGGGGCCUCUAUAUUCUUCAUUUGCAUUUAUGCUCACAUCGGGCGAGGAAUCUACUACGGCUCCUAUUUAUAUAAAGAAACAUGAAACGUCGGAGUCAUUUUAUUCGCAUUAACUGCAGCUACUGCCUUCGUUGGUUAUGUACUCCCAUGAGGACAAAUGUCCUUCUGAGGAGCAACCGUUAUUACAAAUUUAAUUUCAGCAAUACCUUAUGUAGGGGAUGAUAUUGUAGUGUGAUUAUGAGGCGGUUUCUCAGUAUCAAACGCUACUUUAACCCGAUUCUUCACAUUCCAUUUUAUUCUACCAUUUAUUCUAGCCGCAAUAACUAUAAUCCAUAUUAUGUUCCUUCAUCAAACAGGGUCUAGUAACCCCCUAGGAAUCAACUCUAAUUUAGAUAAGAUUCAAUUUCACCCAUACUUUUCUUUUAAAGAUAUUUUAGGUUUUGUUAUCCUACUAGGAAUUCUUUUUAUAAUUUCUCUUUUAGCCCCUAAUGCACUAGGUGAACCAGAUAAUUUUAUCUACGCCAACCCUCUUAGCACCCCACCCCAUAUUAAGCCAGAGUGAUAUUUCCUAUUUGCCUACGCAAUUCUACGCUCCAUUCCUAAUAAAUUAGGAGGAGUUGUAGCUUUACGAGCAGCCAUUAUAAUUCUCCUGAUUAUCCCCUUUACCCAUACUUCUAAACAACGGGGCCUUCAAUUUCGUCCGUUUGCCCAAAUGACAUUUUGAAUUCUAAUUGCUGACCUAGCACUACUCACUUGACUGGGAGGAGAGCCAGCUGAAUACCCAUUUAUUCUAAUAACACAGAUUGCAUCAACAGUAUACUUUAUAAUUUUUAUUUUAAUCUUCCCAAUUCUAGGUCGGUUAGAAGACCGACUAAUCCUAAUAGCAAAACACGUAGGCAAAUUCAACCGAAAUUUAAUGUAUAGA
Messenger RNA from Lethenteron reissneri (Far Eastern brook lamprey), 1191 nucleotides. Lineage: Eukaryota; Metazoa; Chordata; Hyperoartia; Petromyzontiformes; Petromyzontidae. The record is from the annotation of a RefSeq genome assembly.